Messenger RNA from Blepharisma stoltei, 4367 nucleotides. The record is from the annotation of a GenBank genome assembly. NCBI's taxonomy places the organism in Eukaryota, Ciliophora, Heterotrichea, Heterotrichida, Blepharismidae.
AUGGAUAUACCAAAUAUCAUCAUCUUCUUUCGCUAUUUAUGAUGCUUCUUACUAUUACUGGUCUUUAAAUCCCCUAUAUCUACUUCUUUAGAAGUUAUUAUCGCCCACACAGACGGACAAAGCGUCAAUUAUUUAUACUGAAAUGAGACUUUGCUUCUGGAGAUAGCUAACUCAUUAACUUCCUCAGUUGACUGGCACAAAUGCCUUAUUUCAGACAUACAAAAUUGCCUCGAAGAAUUCCCGGAUUCGCUGAUUCUGCUUGAUCUAUCAAUUGAUAUUGACACUCAAUACUCAAUUUCACAGAUAUGCAUUAAUUAUUCAAUAGUCCAUCUCGUUUAUCAAAGCAAAUUUAAAUUUACAGAUGACUGGACCUAUUCAAUGGUGCCUUCAUAUAAUGAACAAGUUGAAGCUUUAUUAGGAGUCAGCAGCUAUUUGUAUUGGACCCAAGGGAUUAUUUUUACGAGUAAGGAGAAUUAUUGGAUGACUGACAACUUUUUAGAUUUUUCAAGUGGAUUUAAUUUCUUGACUAUAGAAUCUGAGUCAAAUAUUGAUGAGCUUGUAAGGAAAGUUGUUUUUAGAUUGGGAUCAACCCUUUAUUAUGUACUUUCUGGAUUGCCAGAGUCAUUGAAAUUGCAAAAUUCAUUAUAUAAUGCACAAUUAUUAGAAGCUGGAAAUGGAAUUAUUUUUAAUCAAGAAAGUGGGUAUGGCUGCAUUACUGAAGGAGCUUUAAUUAUUACUGAUUUCGGGUAUGAGUUUGUAAAUUCUCCUGAAGAGUAUUUUAAAAGCUCAGCUAUAAACCUUAUAUUAAAUUUAUUAAGUCAAAUUUCAAAUGAAAUUUCCCAAGAUCUUGCCCGAAUGCUGAAAAAUAAGCUCAAAAAUCACUUUGGUGAGAGCGAAUUUUCUUUACUCCCCCCCCCCCUCCGUGAGCGAACAAAAACCAUUAGAAAAAUCGCCAUUUUUUGACCAAAAACCCACCCUCCGUGAGCGAACAAAAAUUUUUUUAAUAGAAAAAAUUUUAAUGGAAAAAAAUUUUGAUAUAUAAGUGAUAAUUAGUAUAAUGAAAUCUAGAGCUAAUUCUGUUUAAUUUUAAACAAAUUGCGUUUUAAAACAUAAAUUUUGCAAAUUAAAUUAAUAUUUGCUUCCCAAUUUUUGCAAAUUAGGAUUUUUUUAAAUUUCGAAAAAAAUAUUUUUUUAUAAAAAUUUAUAUAUAAAUUUUUUUUAAAAAAAAAAAUUAACCCCCCUCCGUGAGUGAACAAAAUUUUUUUGUUCGCUCACGGAGGGGGGGGGGGAGUUAGUUAAUAUUCAGAAUGGAGAAAGAGUUAUUGUUGGAACAAUAGUAAAUGGAACUGCAACGAUAUUCGGCAAUAUAACGUUUCCAGGUAAAGCAUCUAUAAUUCCAAAAUCGACCAAAAAAAUUUUGCACUUAAGUAUCAAUGCCGGCACUACAAAUCCAGGGGCUUCUCCAAGUUUAACUCAAAAGCUUGGCUCAAUGGGCUCUUAUGUAGCAAUAGACAAAAUUAAUGAAAGCCAUGAUAUUUUGUCUAAUUUUCAGCUUGAUAUAUUUAAUUAUGACUGCGGAGUGACUAUUUUUAAUUCUUCAUUCGCAACAGCUUGCUUUACAAACAACAUUGAAAAACUUGGUCUCACCCAUCUUUCCUCAUAUGGAUCUGUUGUUGCUAAAGGCACAAUACAAGUUUUCAAUCAACUAAAUCUUAGCCUUCCAGUCAUUGGAAGUGCAAAUGGUGACCCUUCUUUAAGCUCUUCUACAAAUUUUCCUAUGUAUGUAAGAAUUGUCUCUUCAUUAGUUUACAGUCAAUCAAUAGUAUGCUUAAAGGCUAUGGGUUGAACAAAAGCUGCAAUUUUAUAUGAAAAUAGCUCAUGAGGAAUCACACAAAUAAAAUGGCGAUGACACCGACCCCAUCCUCUCCCGAACCUGUAGUGUGAUUGGGGAUCUUGCUGCGGCCUGAAGCCAAUCCACUCAGGGAAAGGUCUGGUAUGGGUACUGGCAUUUGUGUCCGGCUAGGUUUCCCUCCCGGUCCAGCAAUGACGAUUUUCGGAUCGUCCCGACGGGACAUGGGACAAAAAAGAGUUUUCCUCUAGGGACUGCUGGUGCCCAGAUCGGACGGCACAGCAGAUGCCGAUAAGGGUAGGGAGUUCAUCCCUAGCUCUAACCCUAGUCGACGACGUGAAGCAUGGUGACCCAGUCCGCCUACUUCCGGAAUGUCAUGACCAAGCCCCAUGACCGGAAGGAGCCGAGUGGUAGCCUGUGGCACUUAGGUGUACACUAGGAGCAGGGCAAGGAAAGCAAGAGAGGUGACCAAAAGGAGGAAGAAAAGGACCUACGGUCCUGGCCGGGAGCUACUCAAUAACAUAUAAUUAAGAUUAAGAUUAAGAGCUCAUGAGGAAUUCCGGUAUAUAACUCAAUCAUAAAAUCUGCAGAAAAUGUAAAAAUUGAAAUAGUAAACCAAGAAAGUUUAAGAGUUAUAGCUGCAGGUUUAAAUAGAACUGCAUUAAGAAAUUAUAAAGAUCAAAUUGAAGCUGUGGUUAAUACACAAGCAAGACUAAUAAUUAUGCUUGUUCAAUGCCCUCUAUGUAAUUAUGUUACAGAAUAUUUCUAUGAUUUAGGGCUAAGGAAAGGAGACAUCUUAAUUUUUGGAGGCACUCCUGACAUUCUAACAUAUUUAUCAACAAAUGACACAACUUUAUACAAAAGACAAGAAAUUGCAAGCUCAGCUUUUGGCUUUAACUUUCAGUAUUGAAUAGGACAAAUCGGCGAAGAAGCCAAAUCUAGAAUUUUAUCAAAAUUUAGCACUCCUCCUAAUUCUUUUAGCUGUGACUACUAUGACGCUAUUUAUUUAGCUGGAAACGCUUUAGAUUAUAUGAUAAAUAGAGGGCAAGAUUAUAAAAAUUCUACUAAAUUAAUGGCAGUGAUAAGAGAAACACAAUUCACUGGCUGUACAGGUAAAGUAAGUAUAAAUAAAGGAAGUAACGAUAGAAUAUUUGACGUGAUAAUAAUUGAGGCGCUUAAAAUAGAUAAAGAGAGAAAUUCAACGAUUUAUGUAGUUGGAAAAUUUAGACCAUUUAGCACAAAUUUAUGAAGUGUGAUAAAUUCUAUGGUGUAUGCUGAUGGAUCAACGGUCAAGCCAUCUGACUUAAGAAACGAAAAUGGAACAUGUCCUUUUCCAACUAAAAAAGUUAAAACUUUUGAGAAAGGAAGAAUUGUUUUAUUUUCUGUUUGCUUUACAGUGGCUUUAAUUACUGCAGUAAUUACUUUUGUCAUAUGAAAAAAAUGAUGGCAUAUAAGUGUAGAUGAACUCAGAGAAAAACAAGAAAUGUCACCACAGGAUUUUAUAGUAGGAUUGACAAUUGUAGUUGAAUUUUUUCAAUUAGCAUCAAUGGGCCCUGAUUUUUCAGUGAUAAGUCCUUUUUUAUAUGAAGCCAGCAAUACUUUUUCUUUGGAUUUAGGAAAUAUAAUUGAGAUGAAAAAUGGAAUAUUUUGGAUUAUUGUUGAUGGAGUUUAUGCAGGGAUCUUUGUAUGAAAUAUUUUGUGUAUAGUUGUACUUUUUAGACUUGAUGAAAAAUGAAGAAACUAUGAAAUAUUCAGAUUUUUAGCUUGGUUGGCAGACUAUUUAAUGCCAAUUUUAGGAAAUCUUUGUUUUAUUCCAUUUAUUUCAAUUUGCCUCGACAUUUUUUUAUGUGAUCAAUCAAUUGGUGAUAGGUUCACAGAUAGUUUUUUAGCCAAAGAUUGCUAUUAUUUUUGCUGAAAAGACUCUCAUUUAAUAUAUGCAAUUUUGUCAUGUUUUGCAUUAUUAUCAUAUGAACCUCUUGCUGUUUUUUGUCGCCCUCUUUGGCAAGAGCUGCAGCCAAUGCUUCAUGUUAAAGCAUUUCCAUUAUUUUUGAUGGUAAAAACAGUUGCACAAACAACAUUUAUUGUUUUAAAUAAAACAAUCAAAAGAUCGUCCGAUAUAGGUCACGGAAUUAUAUUUAUUUUCGCUAUGGUCGUCUAUAUUGUUUUUGUUUUUAAAUUCAAAUCUUAUAAUUAUGCAAGAUUCAGCUUAUGGGAAGGAUUAAGCUUGAUAGGAGUUACAUGAUUAGCGUUUUUAUCUGUAGUUGAAAUAGAAAUUUCUAACUAUUUUUAUUCCACUAUAGCAAUUAUUUCUUUAUUUAUGGGAUGACUUUUUAUUAUCGCCUUUGGAUUAUGGGUUCAAUAUAAAAAGUAUCCUAGUAUGCUAUUUAGACCUAGAAACAGAAACACAAGUAAUUUAUUUAAGUUUGCUUUUACAUUUGGGAAAGAAUCAAAGACUUCAUUAGUGAAGUUUAACGGAAGGAAACCAAAAGUUGUCCCUGAAGAUCUUACCGUUGAUUAG